Molecule: messenger RNA, 2328 nt
Organism: Geodia barretti
Lineage: Eukaryota; Metazoa; Porifera; Demospongiae; Tetractinellida; Geodiidae
Source: the annotation of a GenBank genome assembly
AGGGCUCAUGCUGUCCUGUCUGCGGCACUGCAACAUAUUAUAUACACAUUCCCCCAUUGUUUGAAUGCAGGCGAUGGUAGCAGCACACGACGCAGCACCUUUGAGCAGAGGGUAAUCUCCACUCUGGAAGCUCUUAGAGAGAGCAUGAACCAGCUCCAGCGGAACCCUUCCAUCACCCAGACUGAGAUCACCGAGCAGACCCAACUCCAGCAGCAGUUGAUGCAGAACCUGGUCACCUACAGCCAGAUCGAUCCUCAGCUGGUCAACAAACUCAUCUCUCUUCUCACGUCUGACAGGGAGGGACUUGAGAGUUCUUCCACAGACCAGCUGGAGCAGCUGCAGCAGAAGAUCCUGGGAGCCCACGAGAAGACGUACCAAGAGACGCAGGAACACUUCCGCAACCAGGAGGCCCUCCAGAGAGCCUUACAACACACUCUAGAAGAACAGGCUCAACAGCAACAGAAGGGUCUGGAAGCCAAUUUCCAGAUGUUUUCAAAAAUGAUGCAAGAGCAGCUCAGUGAACAGCAGAAGAAAUUCGAAGAAGAGUUCAACCGACGAAAAAAGAUGAAAGAAGAAGAGGAAGAGGAGGAAGAAGAGCCGAGGGAAAAGAGGAAAAAGAAGAAGAACAAGGAGCGCUCGAAGAAGAAGGACAAGAAAAGGAAGCACAGGAGACACUCGGACAGCGAGAGUGACAGCAGUCAUUCGGAGGACGAAGGAACGAUGAUGAUGUCUGGACACGCUGCUGAUAUGCCGGCUGUAAAAACGAUGGAGGCAAAGAUAUACACGCAGGAACUCCUGCAAGAUACCACCACUCAACCAAAACUGGCAAAGGGAAGGCAAAGAAGAACGUCUGACGUUGAGUUCCUUCGAACCACUGAAGCUGUCAGCAAAAAUUUUCCGAUUGCUGAUAGCGAGCCUGUUGAUGAUGAAGACGAUGAAGAGAUGUACUUUCAGCACGCUCGUCCGGUCACGAUCCGCCGGGCAGACAUCAAGGUUCAAAGACAAGAUGAAUACACUCCCAGAAGACCCAGCAAUGACAGUGUAGAGUACCUACUUCACCAGGGGCAACUGCAGGUUGCUGGAGCUACUAGGCCACCUCCAACAAGUGAAGGCCAUUUUGAAGAUUUCCACAUCUUGAAGACCAGACCUCCAAAACAGCUAAGUGAACCAGUAAAGCCACCAGACUUUGACGAGAAAGACCUUCGAUAUGGGCAACAUGUAGAACUGAACGAGAGAGAUAAACCGAUGAAGGAGCUGAACCCACUCUCUGGUGCAGGUGGAGAACUGGCCGCUGCCCUGAGACUACGACAGAAGCAACUGAAGAACAGAGAGCACUAGCGACCGCACAACAAAACCUUUUUAACCCAUUUCACACCACACAACAAAACCUUUUAACCCAUUUCACACCAUACAACACCAUGGUCACCGAUUGGUAUAAUAAUUAUACUUGUGCAAUCCCUUGCACACAAGCUUUCUUUUAACUCCACACACAUGCCUUGUUUUAUAUCUCGUUGUUGGUUUGUGCAAACAAGUCUCAAAAAUAGGGUUUGCACACAGACAAGAGUAUUCUUAGUAUGAAAUUGUGUUGUUUUAUGUUACAGCAGCUACCCAUUUUUAUGUGUUUUACAUUUCAAAAAACACUCAAAAUACACGUGUAAAAGUAAAAACGACUCAAAAUUAAUGGGAGUGAUCAAGAGAAAAGUGUUAUAAACAAACAAAAUUGUUAACUAAAAAUAUUUACCAAGUGAUAAGGCGGGCAAUGGGAAGACAAUUACUACAACAGCAAAAUAAUUAUUGUCCGUUUUCAUUCCAAAAAACAAUCCGAGAAAUGAUAAUUUAAUGAAAGGUGAGGAGGAUUCACAAGUGAUUUUUGCCUAAAUUGGCUAGAGUACAGUUAGAGAAACAAGUUUAGUGAUACAUAUGGGACAUCUGUUAGUAUGUUAGUUAGCUUGAAUAGGUUGUGGCAUAUUAUUAAGUGAUAGAAGUAGCUAUAAGUGAUAGAGUCAAUAUUACGUUCCUCUAGCUGCUUGCUCCCUGCACACUCCGCUUACUGGCAAGAUAGCCUGGAUAGGCAAACUGGGAGUAUGGCAUCCAGCUAGUGGCAGCCGCUGCCGCUGGUAGAGUGUGCAGGUCUUGAGGAGUGAAGGUUGCGUAGGUCGAAGAGGAUGGGGGAGGUACGUGGGUCAUGUAGCUAGCGUAGUUACCAGAAGUGAUUGGAUUGCAGUAGGCUGUCGGGGAAAAUAAGAGAGAGAAAGAGAGAGAGAGAUUGAUAAACUAGCUUUCCAGCAGGCAAAGGUAGGCUACAAAUAGAACAGCAGUGAGCCAGAU